Messenger RNA from Colletotrichum navitas, 648 nucleotides. Its product is annotated as peptidase G1. Gene Ontology annotation, biological process: proteolysis. NCBI's taxonomy places the organism in Eukaryota, Fungi, Ascomycota, Sordariomycetes, Glomerellales, Glomerellaceae. The record is from RefSeq and is a predicted model, not a curated record. Gene Ontology annotation, molecular function: glutamic-type endopeptidase activity. The annotation marks the transcript as partial. The transcript has a single exon.
AGCCGUAACUGGGCGGGCGGAGUCAAUGCGCGUCCUCCGGUCGGCAGCAGGUUUGCGGCCGCCAAGAUGAACUUCACGCUGCCGAUAACCCUCGGACUCGACAUGAUGCGGCCGGACGCGGAAUACUACGCGGUCAGCGUCUGGGUAGGCAUCGACGGAUGGAACCGCGCGGCGUUGCUGCAAGUGGGCGUCAGCUCUCAGGUGAACGAGAGCGAGUCGGGCGACCUCUCGUUCCAGGCGUGGUACGAGUGGACGCCGGCUCGGGCAAAGUUCUUCGACAUUGCGAUGGAGCCUGGCGACAAGAUGGAGGUUGAGGUGGUCAUGUUCAAUGCGACGCGGGGCAAGGUAUAUCUGGGGAACCUCUCGAGAGGCGAGUGGGUGUCGCGGGUGCUCAACGCGCCGCAGCCGGACGCGGGGCUGGUCGGGGCGACAGUCGAGUGGAUCGUGGAGGACUUUCGGAUGGUUGGGGAGCCGCGCAACGUGGCCUUUGGCGACUUUGGUGCCAUUGAGCUGCGGGACUGCGUUGCAUACACAAGCGAUGGAGAGAAGGUCGGCCCGGACCCUGGCGAGGUGUUCUGGAUCCGACAGGGCAACGCCACGCGCGCCCGAACGAUGGUGCAGGGGAGUUCUGUAGCUGUGGAAUACAAC